AUGUCGUGGACUCCGGUGGACUUUACCUGUGUUCGCUACUCAGCAGUGGAGGGCACACACUAUUUCCAUGACUCCGCUUUUCCUACCUCGAUACAAUUCUUGUUGUCGGGUCGCUGGGAGCCUUGGGACGUUAGCUACGUAAACAAGGCCCAGGAUCCAGAUGUCCGACGCGUCGCGGAAGAAGCAGAAUUGCGACUUGUUCGGGAUCCUUACUCUGGAUAUACUCCAUGGCCAUCUCCGCCUCCCUCUUCCACGGGUCCUCCCCCACUAGCCCCAUUGCACGGCCACAACCCGUCUCUACCAAAUGUCAACCAAACCACAGGAGCGGGCCUCAUGACACCUUCCCCAUCUACGGUAGUCGAGCAUGCUCCUCCAGGAUCGCCACGAGAUUACAGUACGCCUUCAUCCGCGACAACUGCAAACGUCUAUGCCUCUCCAUACGCAUAUCAACCUACCGCGCCGAUUGGUUCUACUACAAUGCCGCCAGAAUCAACCCCUACCGCCCAGACAGCUCUGGAAAAUAAUACUCACCCAGAUCACACUAAUGCGCAUCCACCGUCUUCACAGUACAUCGAUCCUGCUCUCCGUGAUCAAUCAGCAAACCCAAUACCAGCACCACAAGCGAUUCUCUCGAGGACGAGAGAGACAAAGAUCCUGCUCUCGAUCGACGGCGACGGAAUUCGAGGACUGUCUGCUCUCCUUCUAGUCGAAUCGCUGGUGAAUGCGAUAUGUAUCAAAGUUGGACAGCGCCUCGACAGCCAUCAGAUCUUUGAUUUGACGGGUGGCAGUUCUCUUGGUGGAAUAAUAGCCAUCAUGCUAUGUCGGCUUCGAAUGCAAGCUCACCGAGCUAGAGAAGCAUAUAAGCAAAUUGCCAAACAAGUGUUCGAGAACAAAAGAGCUUACUUCAGAUAUCUCGACCCUCAUGCACAGGUAAAAGAUGUUGACGACAAAGCACUGGAGCAAGAGAUCAAGAACGUGAUUCAGAAAGAGCUAGGCACUUCAGACGAGGUACUCCUAGAUGGACGGCCAGACUCCGGCGAUGUGUAA
Messenger RNA from Alternaria postmessia, 1047 nucleotides. RefSeq lists its product as uncharacterized. Gene Ontology annotation, biological process: arachidonate metabolic process. The transcript has 2 exons. The record is from RefSeq and is a predicted model, not a curated record. NCBI's taxonomy places the organism in Eukaryota, Fungi, Ascomycota, Dothideomycetes, Pleosporales, Pleosporaceae. Gene Ontology annotation, cellular component: membrane. Bases 1 to 1047 code for a protein of 348 amino acids.